Messenger RNA from Coffea eugenioides, 525 nucleotides. Its product is annotated as cysteine-rich receptor-like protein kinase 7. The record is from RefSeq and is a predicted model, not a curated record. The transcript is spliced from 3 exons. The coding region runs from base 1 to 525 and encodes 174 amino acids. Lineage: Eukaryota; Viridiplantae; Streptophyta; Magnoliopsida; Gentianales; Rubiaceae.
AUGGCUUUAGUUUUCCUGAAAUGGAGAUUGCGGAAGAGUUAUGUUGCUAUGGCACCGGAAACAAGUGAUGGUGUUGCUGAUAUCUUAACAGCCGAAUCCUUACAGUAUAGCUUAACUGAAAUUCAAAUUGCCACAAAUAACUUCUCAGUGGAUAACAAAAUUGGCGAAGGUGGAUUUGGUCGUGUAUACAAGGCUUGGAACCAUUGGAGACGCGGCCAAACUUUAGCUCUUUUGGAUUCAAGCAUUGGAGAUUCUUAUGCCAGAAAUGAAGUCAUUCAAUGCAUCCAAGUUGGCUUACUAUGUGUUGAAGAAGAUGCCAGUAAAAGACCCACAAUGGCUUCCGUGGUCUGCAUGCUCAAUCCUGGUUCUGUUUCCCUACCAACUCCACAUCGUCCGGCAGUUUUCCGGAGCAAUGGAUCGGAGAGCAGGGUAGACGAGCUGAAAGUUGAUCAAUCCAACACUAAGAGAAUUUCAGCUCCAAGCUCUGUCAAUGAUGCAUCAAUUACUGAACCAUAUCCCAGAUGA